Molecule: messenger RNA, 1321 nt
Organism: Rubroshorea leprosula
Lineage: Eukaryota; Viridiplantae; Streptophyta; Magnoliopsida; Malvales; Dipterocarpaceae
Source: the annotation of a GenBank genome assembly
GUGCUCGCGGCCGCACCCCAGUCUAGAAAAAAAUAAAAAUAAAAAUAGAAUAAAAAAAAAUAUUGAAAGAGGUGUCGCAAUCACUAAUAAAACGAAGUAAAGCUGGAAAGAGAGAAAGGGGCAAUAAAAAGGCUCGACACAGAGUCACACACGCAGAUCUAAGAUCUCAAUUCUAAAUGCUGAUGCUCAUUUCUCGAUCUAAGUGUACAUAGCGUAAGUUUUCUGUUCGCAUCUCUUCUUAUAACAAUAGCCAUGUCAAGGAGGCCUGUGAAUUCCUCCCGCCGAUUUGUGGACGGUGGAGGCUUUCCUUUCGCCGGAGCCCUGCAUUCCAAAUCGAGAUCUUCUCCGAUAUUGUCCAUUGGUCUUAUAGUUGUGGGAGCUUUCCUUAUUAUUGGUUAUGUUUGUAGGGGCUCAGAUAAAUUUCGAGCUGAAGCAGUUAGCAGGGUUGAAGGUGACUAUUCAUGCACAUUAGAAGUCCAGAGGGCAAUUCCUAUUCUUAAGAAAGCAUAUGGUGAUGGCAUGCACAAAGUCUUGCAUGUAGGUCCUGAUACAUGUUCAGUAGUUUCUAAACUGUUGAAAGAGGAUGAAACUGAAGCAUGGGGUGUGGAACCAUAUGAUAUAGAGGAUGCAGAUGCAAACUGCAAGAGUCUUGUGCACAAAGGCAUUGUCCGUGUGGCUGAUAUCAAGUUCCCUCUUCCCUAUAGACCAAAGUCAUUUUCUCUUGUUAUUGUGUCUGAUGCUCUUGAUUACCUAUCUCCGAAAUACCUGAACAAGACUCUUCCUGAUUUGGCAAGGGUUGCUGCUGAUGGUCUUGUUAUUUUCACAGGUUACCCUGGUCCUCAGAGAGCUAAAGUUGCAGAAUUAUCCAAAUUUGGGCGGCCGGCCAAGAAGAGGAGCUCAUCUUGGUGGAUUCGCUUUUUCGUCCAAACAAGCUUAGAAGAAAAUGAAGCUGCCAUUAAGAAGUUUGAGCAGGCUGCAUCCAAGAGGUCAUAUCAGCCAGCGUGCCAAGUUUUUCAUCUAAAUCCUUACCAUUGAUAUAGAAAUUCAUAAUAUUGAAAUUUUAUGACUUUCAUAAGUUCUCCAAUCAAGCCAAGAAAAUAUCAACCCUUAUAAAAAUAUAGCCUUCCCCGAGUAACCAAAUUUGGUGGAGAGAUGGAGUUGAUGUCAGCUUAUGUUGUGCCCUUACAUUAUAAACUAGGUAUUUUUUCUUCUUUCUUUUUUCUUUUUUCUUUUUUCUUUUUUUUUUGAUGGAAAGGUAUUUAUUAAUUUAAUUGAUGGGAAAGUUACACUUAUUGUUUUGACAUGGAUGCAUUUUUUUGAA